Messenger RNA from Cygnus olor (mute swan), 3365 nucleotides. It is a transcript of the gene DHX16, whose product is annotated as DEAH-box helicase 16. Gene Ontology annotation, molecular function: RNA binding; ATP binding. Lineage: Eukaryota; Metazoa; Chordata; Aves; Anseriformes; Anatidae. The record is from RefSeq and is a predicted model, not a curated record. Bases 13 to 3189 code for a protein of 1058 amino acids. The transcript is spliced from 20 exons. Gene Ontology annotation, cellular component: intracellular anatomical structure; catalytic step 2 spliceosome.
GGGCGGCGGCGCAUGCGCAGCCCGCGGCGGCCUCCCACGAUGGCGGCGGCGGGCGGGCAGGCGGCGCUGGAGCGCUGGGUGUCCGGGGAGCUGCAGGAGCUGCUGGGGCUCAGCGGCCGCCACGUCCCCGCCUUCCUGGUGGCGCUGGCCCGGCGGAGCCGCAGCGCCGAGGAGCUGCUGGAGCGGCUGCGCGACACCGAGGCGCUGCGGGUGGAGGAGCCGCGCGUGCGGGCCUUCGCCAGGGAGCUCUGGGGGAAGGUCCCCCGGGAACCCCCCCGGGAGCCCCCCGGCCGCGCGGCCGAGCGGGCGGCGCUGGAGCUGCAGCGGCGCAGCCAAGGUUACCGAUUGGUGGAGAGCGACGAGGAGGCGGGGCCCGGCCCCGGCCCCGCCCCCGACAUGGCCGCCGCCGCCGCCCGCCGCCGCCGCCGCCACCACCUCCGGCGCCGCCGCUCCGAGUCCCCCGAGGCCUCUGGCAGCCCCUCGCCCCCGCCGCCGGCCCCGGCUCCGGACCCCCCCGAGGAGCCGGAGGCGGAAUGGGAAGCGUCGGAGCGCGAGCGCCUGCGGGACCUGGAGGAACGGGACGCCUUCGCCGAGCGCCUCCGCCGCCGCGACCGCGACCGCACCCGCCACGUCCUCGCCCGCCCCGACGCCAAGGCUUACGAAGAAGCUCAGAAACGCCUCAAAGUCGCCGAAGAAGACCAAAAAACCAUGGUCCCCGAGCUGCGGAAGAAAUCCCGCCGGGAAUAUUUAGCCAAGAGGGAGCGGGAUAAACUCGAGGAGCUGGAAGCGGAGAUCGCCGACGAGGAAUAUCUCUUCGGGGAGGAGACGCUGACGGGCGCCGAGCGGCGCGAGCUCGAGUACAAGCGGCGCGUGCGGGACCUGGCCCGCGAGUACAAGCGGGCGGGCGAGAAGGAGAAGCUGGAGAAGAGCAACCGCUACUACAUGCCCGAGGAGACGCGGGGGAAGAAAAUCCCGGAACGCGAGGAGCCGGGGACGGAAGAGGAGCGCUUGGCCCCGCGGGACGAGCAGCGGCGCUGGGAGGAGGAGCGCAUGGGGGCGGCCGCCCUGCGGUUCGGGGCGCGCGACGCCGCCCGCCGCCAGCCCUCCCGCGACUACGACUUCGUGCUGGAGGAGGACGAGAUGAUCCAGUUCGUCAGCGCCGUGCAGAUGCAGGGCACCGAGCCCGACAAGGAGGCGCCGGCGGCGGUGCCGGAGGCGGAGCGGCGUCGGCAGUCGGCGCAGGAGGUGCGCCGCAGCCUCCCCAUCUUCCCCUACCGCGACGAGCUGGUGGCCGCCGUCGCCCGCCACCAGAUCCUGGUCAUCGAGGGCGAGACGGGCUCGGGGAAAACCACCCAGAUCCCCCAGUACCUGCACGAGGAGGGCUACACGCGGCAGGGGCUGAAGAUCGGGAUCACGCAGCCGCGGCGCGUGGCCGCCAUGAGCGUGGCCGCCCGGGUCGCCGUCGAGAUGGGCACGAAGCUGGGCAACGAGGUGGGGUACAGCAUCCGCUUCGAGGACUGCACGUCGGAGCGGACGGUGCUCAAGUACAUGACGGACGGGAUGCUGCUGCGGGAGUUCCUCACCGAGCCCGACCUCGGCUCCUACAGCGUGAUCAUGGUGGACGAGGCGCACGAGCGCACGCUGCACACGGACGUCCUGUUCGGGCUCAUCAAGGACAUCGCGCGGUUCCGGCCGCAGCUGAAGGUGCUGGUGGCCUCGGCCACGCUGGACACGCAGCGCUUCUCCGCCUUCUUCGACCACGCGCCCGUCUUCCGCAUCCCCGGGCGGCGCUUCCCCGUCGACAUCUACUACACCAAGGCGCCCGAGGCCGACUACCUGGAGGCGUGCGUGGUGUCGGUGCUGCAGAUCCACGUCACCCAGCCCCCCGGGGACAUCCUCGUCUUCCUCACCGGCCAGGAGGAGAUCGAGGCGUGCGUGGAGCUGCUGCAGGAGCGCUGCCGCCGCCUGGGCUCCAAGCUGGCCGAGCUGCUGGUGCUGCCCAUCUACGCCAACCUCCCCUCCGACAUGCAGGCGCGCAUCUUCGAGCCCACCCCGCCCGGCGCCCGCAAGGUGGUGGUGGCCACCAACAUCGCGGAGACGUCGGUGACCAUCGACGGCAUCGUCUACGUGCUGGACCCCGGCUUCUGCAAGCAGAAGAGCUACAGCGCCCGCACCGGCAUGGAGUCCCUCGUCGUCACCCCCUGCUCCCGGGCCUCGGCGAACCAGCGGGCGGGCCGGGCGGGCCGGGUGGCCCCGGGGAAAUGUUUCCGCCUCUACACGGCCUGGGCCUUCCAGCACGAGCUGGAGGAGACGCCGGUGCCCGAAAUCCAGCGCGCCGACCUGGGCGCCCUCGUCCUGCUGCUCAAGAGCCUCGGCAUCAACGACCUGAUCCACUUCGACUUCCUGGACCCGCCGCCCCACGAGACGCUGGUGCUAGCGCUGGAGCAGCUCUACGCCCUGGGCGCCCUCAACCACCUGGGCGAGCUCACCACGCUGGGCCGGCGCAUGGCGGAGCUGCCCGUGGAGCCCAUGCUGGCCAAGAUGAUCCUGGCCUCGGAGCAGUACGGGUGCACGGAGGAGGUGCUGACGGUGGCGGCCAUGCUGUCGGUGAACAACGCCGUCUUCUACCGGCCCAAGGACAAGGUGCUGCACGCCGACAGCGCCCGCGUCGGCUUCCACGUGCCCGGCGGGGACCACCUCGUGCUGCUCAACGUCUACAACCAGUGGGUGGCGAGCGGGCACUCGGUGCAGUGGUGCUACGAGCACUUCGUGCAGGCGCGGUCGCUGCGGCGGGCGCGGGACGUGCGGGAGCAGCUGGAGGGGCUGAUGGAGCGCGUCGAGAUCGCCCCCUCCUCCUGCGCCGGAGACCUCGUCCCCGUCCGCAAGGCCAUCACCGCCGGCUUCUUCUACCACACGGCGCGGCUGACGCGGGGCGGCUACCGGACGGUGAAGCACCAGCAGACGGUGUUCGUGCACCCCAACAGCUCCCUCUUCGAGGAGCAGCCCCGCUGGGUGCUCUACCACGAGCUCGUCUUCACCACCAAGGAGUUCAUGCGCCAGGUGAUCGAGAUCGACAGCGCCUGGCUGCUGGAGGUGGCCCCGCACUACUACCAGGCCAAGGAGCUGGAGGACGCCGGCGCCCGCAAGAUGCCCAAAAAAGUGGGCAAGAGCCGGGAGGAGCUGGGCUGAGCCCCGGGGGGAGCGGGGAGGGGACGCGGGGACGUCCCUGGGGGCUUCGGGGACACCGCGGGGGGGUGGGGGGGGGCGCGGGGACGUCCCGGGGGACCCCCCGAGUGUCCCAAAUACAGCUUUGGGUGACAAAAAGGCUUGGGGGGUCCCCUCCGCAGCGCCCCUCGGGGAAACGA